AUGAAGAAGAAAAAGUUUAAGUUUGACGUGAACUUUAGGUUGAAUCAGCUGACGAGUGUACCUUUCGUUAGCGGAGUUCUAUUUGCUAAAAUGAGAUUAUUGGAAGGUGGAAAUUUUACGAGCUUUUCAACCAGGUAUUAGCUGCUGAGUUCUGUGAGAAAGAACGCAUUUGUUAUGCGGCUUUUAUUUUAAUUUCUCCUUUGUUUUCGUGAUUUUGUCUUCUGUAAGGGAGGAAGUUGGGAACCAUUGCGUAAAGUGGGGAAAGAACGUUACUUUUCCAUGCAAAAUGACAGCGAAUGUCUCUACGGGAGUUUUAGAUGCGUGCAACUACCGAGUGUCCAUUCGGAAGGUAUGAGUUCAAAACAACAUAACUUCAUAAUGUCGAAAUGGUCUUAUGGAUCAGUCGUAGAUAUUUAGUCUUCUUCCAUUUUACUUACAAACUGUUCCACUUUCUUUAUUGGUUGCUAGUGAUAAAACAUAUUCGUGUUUGUCGGUGAAGUUUUAAUUGAGUGGUUGUGCAAUUUAGUUCGCCCCGGACUCGCAGAGUUGCGAUGUUUAAGGGCCACCUGCAAUUUCUGAUAUUCAUUUGGGAUGAAAACAGUUGAUGGCCUUCACGGAACGUUUCAAAUAGUACAUCUGAUCCCUUGCUUGAGCUUUUGAUCACUUCUUUGUUAACAAGAAUUUACGGCAACUAUAGAAGUAUGUGUUGGCAUGAAAAAUAUCUGGAAAAAACUUCGAUCCGAUCACGUCUUGAUUGCCUAUAGCCUUAGCUCAUUGUUGUACUCCAAACAUUUGUAGGUUAAUUCUUACAUUUCCUCUGAAGAUUAAAAAGCAAAAUUCGUAAUCUGCUGACUCUUUCCUUUUCUUCAUGUCAUGGUUCGUUUAAGUUGUCAUGCCUGAUUUGUUGUUCUGGAACAAGCCAGUUCAUCCUUAUAAAGUCUUACAUGUAAAUCAGUCGGUAUCGACUGAUCGAUUUCUUGUGAGUUUAGCGCGGUUGUUUUAAUUAUUUCUUGAUAAACACAUUCACGAACAAAUUAAAUCGAUUGAAAGAGGGAGGGAGUUAUGAGUAGCAUUUUACCCCGAGCGUGCGAUAAUUUUUUCAUUAUAUCGUCAGUUAGUGUUUUGCACAAGUGGGAAAUCAUGUGGUUUCCUAAAAUGACAAGACUCCAGGUCGUAUUUAACCACACAAUAGUGUGUUUAUACCUCUUACCGCUUGACUUAUGCAGAAAAUAUGGACAUUCCUACUUUCAGUCAAUAAUCAACGUAUAAAUUUUUGGAUGAAAAGGGAUCAAUCCAAAUCUGCGGACAAAAAUUGGGGUAAAGGAUUGCAUACAGAUUUGACUGACCAUCCUGAAGAUCUUGAGAUUAGUUUUUCCGUUUACAUUAUUUAAUUAUCUUGCACUUGUUUUCUUGCCUCAACAUAUUCAUCUUAGCGAGCAGAAACUCAAACAAACCUUUAGAAUCUUUCUCUCAUUAUGAAUUUAACGAUUUAAUUUGUUGUGUAUGACAGUAUUUAUCAAUUUUCCUGAGAAUUGUAAUAUCUCAAGGAAUUGUCAGCAGUGUGCUUGACAUCAUGUUGUGAUUGAAAAAAAUUUUAAAUCACAUAAUUUCGUUAGCUUCAGCACUAACAUUUGUUACCUCAAGCCAUUUACAUCUCAAUGUCAUGUUCACUUCUUUUCAUAAAUUUUAAGAUGUAAUUUUUGUAACUUAAUUCACUUGCUUCUGCUAGCACCUUUUCUAGUGAGCAUGUAAUCAAGAAUGUUCAAUCAUGGUGUACUGCAUUAUGCAUUAUUUGAGUAUUUGCAGACAUCAAGUCUACAUAUUUCGUGACAGAAUGCUAGUAUCCAGGAUUGCCAUCUUGUUGAUAAUAGCUAGUUAUGGAAUAUUCUAAUAGAUCAGUUUAGAUAAACAUAUCACAUAUUUUAUCAUUAGUUUUAGAUGUAAAUGAAUCAUGAUUUGCACGUGAAUGAAACAUUUGUGUUUAUUAUCUGUAUAAUCAUCAUUUUGUUUUGACUAAUUUCCAAGUCACCUGGCAAAUUUGCAUAUUAGAAUGGUAGAAAACUUGCUUCUUUGCUUGUUUCUGGGUGUGGUAAGUGUAAUCAGAGCAUAUGCUUUGCCUGUUUUUUUAGACAGAAAUUUGAUGUUGAUUUGAGGUUGAUUUCUUUUCUUGCCAAUAUUUGAUGGGCAGGUUGAAAGACAUUUGUGAAACAAUUUUGAGAAUUUGUUUUGGUCUAUGUUGGCAUGGAAUCAUAUAACAUUAGUCAGUCAAAAUUUCUAUCUCUCUCUCAUUUUGUGGCUUGCAAAAUAAUUCAAAUUAAAAUUUAUUUGAGUAGCAUGGAAAUGAGCCAUUGUUAUAAAUGAAAAGGUUUGAUCCAAGAUUAGGAUAAAUUGUAAAUUGUUAUAUUUGCCAAAGUUUCUUAAGAAGGGAAAAAAAUACAACAGAGCUUUUUGAAGGUUCAAGUCUCAAGGCCUUUGGAUGAGAGGGCAGGAGAUAUUACCACUUACAUAAUUAUAUAGAUACAUCUUUGCUUCCAUUCAAUUAAUUUUGGAAAGGAAACAUAAAAUAGUGAGACAGGAGAAUAAAAAUUCAUACUGUAGGAUUUAGGGGUUAAACAGACCAGAUUCCUACACUGUACCAUUCAUUUAACAUUCAGUUGACUGCUUUAAAAUAAUUAUUCAAAAAGUGAUAUCAGGUUAACAGAUUUAAGUCUGAUAUUAGCUUAAUUUGGGGAAUUUAAAGCUCCUUUAGGUCUUGAAGAUAUUAAAUAAAUAAAAAAGGAUUACUGCUACUUUAGACUUCCUUAUGUUAAUGUCUUCACUUCCUGUUUAUAGUCUUAUGAAAUCAGGUUGGUCAAAGUACAGAUUUUUUCAGAUUUCUGCAUUAACUCAUCUCCCUGUAGCUGUUCAUGAUAUUUAUAAGUAUCACAACAGUGCCUUGAAACCACUUGUUCUUGAGAUAUUGAGUCUCAUACAAACUCUAUUUUUAAGUUCUGGCAACUGUCCUUUUGUUUUGAAAAUUUCUUGUAAGGAGUUGUUAAUAAGUACAUGGCUUCACAUAGGAUCAAGUCUCUUGGUGUCUUAAAAAAAACAAGAUUAAGAACGCGUUAUUUAUCAAAGGUACAUGUAGAGUAUUUGAACUAAAUUUAAGGAACAUUAACUAUACAUGAAUAUCUCUUUGUAUUUCGUUCAUUAGCUUAUACAGGAUAAAAAUAUGUUCCACCAACAAAUGCAUGUACGUGAAUAUGUGCAGCAUGGCUGAAGGUUUUUGUAUAGAACACGGCUGGGUUUAUUUUUCCUAUUGAGAUUAUGGGGAUUAGUCUGAUACUGUGUGAUAUACAAACAUGCUGGCUGUCUUUAUUUUGAUAAAUACCCUUGGUAAGGAAGGAAAACUUAUCCAGAAUAACAUGCAAAUCUGAGGACAUUUUAAUACAUAAUCUCUCUAAGUGAAAGAAAUUGAAUAUCCCACAUUUCCUGGAUAUUUAUGGGGAUAAGUGGAAUUGAGAUUCAGCUAAAUAUUUUUUUAGCAAAUAGAAAGGUUAAGUUUAACAGGCACUAGAUACUUUGAGUUAAAGCAAGGCUUGGCUUUAGCACAGAAUGAUUCAAUGUUGUCCGUUGAGAGUUUGUAAGGAGUGACUUAACUGGAUUCAAGAAUAUGUCAAGGACUGACUGGCAAAAAUUUCAACAACCUGAAUUUGUCCAGGAGGCUCCAGACAAUACUGACAAUAUGUCUCAGUGCAAAACUCCAUUUUGAAUAGAGCAUUUUUUGGCAUGGUCCAAAUGAAUAAAUCUAGACUCUAAAACUAAUGGCAAAAUUAAAACUAAAACUUCUUGUGGUUGCCUUUUCAUAAGUGAUCAAAAAGUUAAAGUAUCAGAGAAGUUUAGCCUUUUAUGUUAACUGUAAUCAAUUCUUGCAACAAAAAAAAGGGCUUAGGAAAGUCCCUGAAGAUCCCUCAAGAACCAUUGAAUAGACUCAUCCCACCCACCCACCCACCCCCUUAGGAUUAGAUGAGUCAAUUUACCCAACCCUCGCUCAUCUAAUCUCUUAGUAUUUUUCUGAUUGGUACUUGCAGUCCUUUAACUGCUUUUUUUUCCUCCUUUUUUUUCCUAAGGAAACCAAAGGAGGCAAAGGUCACAUCAAGGUUGGUACAAUUUAACAGUUACUAGCAGAUAAAAAAAUCUACUCUUGCUUUUAAGUUAGUCUACGAUUUUUUUCUCGUCUUUUUUAUUUUUAAUGGCUUUCAUGGCAAUUUCUCUUUUCAAGGGUAGAUAUUGGCAUAUUCUCUUUGAUGAAGUGUCAUGUCACAUGACAGCUGACAAUUAACAAUUUCUUGUAAUUUCUUGCAAGUUGUCAACCUCAUUAUGAUCUUAAACACAUUUAUUGUAAUCUACUAUUUUAUUUGGAACAGCGGUAAUGUCAUAUUUCUGUUGUGUUUUCUUGUAGCUUGGCUUUGUGGAUGUGAACUUAGCAGAGUUUGCUGGAUCAGCUUCAACUGUAAAGCGAUAUAUUCUUGAAGGAUAUGAAAACAAGACUGAUUUGCGCCAGGACAACUCAAUUCUUGAGGUAUAUCAAGCUAUUCAAAUUAAAAUUUAUGAAAGGCUUUGAAGGAUUGAAUUCUUAGCCAAAAAAAUUGUAUUUGUUCUAUAAAAUUUCAUUCUCUCAUGGUUUUUUUCAAAGGUUGAAAUCAGUAUGCAGCUCACAUCUGGAGAUUCAAUUUUUAAAGUGUAAGUGCUGAAAUAUUCAUGUUACACUUUCCUAUGUUGAUUAUGCAUUCUACAAUCUCAAUCAGUGUUGCAACGCUAUUCAAGGGCUUUUAAAAUGAGGUGGUUUAAAGGUAACCAUUAACACCAUACCAUACAUUCUUAAUUAAAAUACCUUGUACAUAACAGAAUGAAGGAUUGUAUGUUAUCAGAGAACAGAACUAAAACCUGUUGUGUCUAUUGACAAAGAUUAUGAAAAUCAAACUUGGUAAAUUGUGCCCAAAGCUUGCUGGCCAUGCCAAUUUUUACCUUGCUAUUGAUCCUGUUAUGAAAAGACCCCUUCAGUGUUUAAGUCUUGUUUACUCAUCUCAGGUCUUGUGAUAAUACUGUAAAGAACCAUUUUUUCAAAUUUCCUGUGCAUAUUUAAGCAUAAUUUACAAGAGAUAAGCUAGGAAAUCCCUUGAGUCCUGACAUGGGUAAACAUUUAUGGCCUAAUUGCUCCAGGAGGAGCUAAGUAUGUAACUAAAUAACUAAUUAUUGAUUCUGCAGGUUGCUCUUCAUCUAAAAUCUUCACAGAAUAUCUCCUUGAUAUAAUGAAAAAGUAAAUGUACAAUGUGCCAAUUGUUAUACAUAACCUUUUCUCCCUCAGACCUUAUUCACCAUCACACAAUCAAGCGACAACUGAAACAGCAGAAAACAGAGCACCACCCUCUGAUCAUGACUCAGUCAGUGAUGCACCAGGAGUAGCUGAGGCAAGAAAAUCAGUCUUGAGUGGCAGCCAAGAAAGUGUAUCAGAAAAUCAGGAAACUGCAGGCAGUGAUCCUGAUAAAGUGAACUUCAUUCCUGGGCAUUCACGGAGCUUCAGUGAGCCACCCUGUGGCGGCAGUAGCCAUGUCAGGAGCAUCAGCACACUGUCACGGAUAUCCGGGUAUUCAACUGGUCAUUCUUUUUCAUCCAGCUUGGAGGGCAGAUCUAGUAGGAGGUAUUCAACCACGGAAUGGUGUUAGCAUACUCAGCCAUGCACUCACCAUUUUUCUUUUCUUAAUUUUAUGAUUUUGAUUUCACUUGAUGCAAUUUUUUUUUCUUCUACAUACAACUGUAUGUGCUACUUGUUUGACAUGUUUAUUUGAGACAAAGGUGUAACAUUUCAUUUUCUUCUUUCUGCCACUCUUUUGUUUUGCUUGAUUUUAUUGAUUCUUCUUGUGUAUGCUGCACCAUUCAGGCUUCAAAAGUUUCCAUAAUAACUGAUCAUGGCAGUGGGUUACUGUUACUUAAUUUGGAGAGGAAAACAAUCUUUUUUAUUGGAUCCUCAAAUUGAUUAGCAUCCUAUCAUCUGCAAGUACUAGUGUCAGAUGUAAAUAUGACUGCCCAGACAUGUAUACAUGUAGCUUGCUUAAUGGCAGGGAGGCAUGGUGAUGUUAAAUUAGUUUUAUUGCCAUAUUACCUUCCUCCUAAUAUGUACUAUUUGUAAUUAUUGUCAUGCAAUUUUUUUCCUAUUAACAGGAAACAAAGUUCAGGGUCUGGGAAAGGUGGGCACUCAGGGUGUAUCCUUCAUCAACUGUUAUGAAAUAUCAGAUAAUUGUAACUUGUAACAGUGUUGUUGGGCAUGAGGUUUUUUGUUAGUACAGACAAAUAAAUUCAGUCUAUAGUGGUUCAAAUUUCCAGAGGUGGAUGCAGAGAAGCAAAUGUGAAGUAGUGAAAAAGAACCUAUUCUAUAGAUGUAGGAACAAAAAUCUUUAACAUGCUGUAAAAUGAAUUGCCCACUAAUUCAGAUCAUACUUGUAAGCUUUGCCAUGUUGUUUACUUAUUAUGUUGCUUAUCAACCUUAACAUCUUAAAAGCUGAUGACACAGCAUUUUGUGGUUCUGAGCAAACAUUGUCACCAGCUCCUGAGAGGCAAGGCAAGAGAAUAAGCUGGAAGGUAUAGUUAUAUUUCUGCGUCAAAUGGUCAUGGAGCAUGCAUUUUUUUUUGGAGAAUUACAUGGAAAUGUCCAACAAACCACAAAACAGUUACAUUAAAAACAGACUUCAAACUUUCUUUUAGACAAAAUACACACACACCUUAAACCAUGAACUAGUAUUUGUUCAGAUGAUCUUCAUACUCAAGAAACAAUUAAAUUGAAAGCUACAGAAAAUUUACAGGUGACUGGUCAGCUGUUUAUAUUUUGCAAGUUAAUGGACAACUGGUAUGAAAAGUAGAUGCAGUUUGCCCUCCCUUUUAGCUUAUUUUAAAGUCAUGAAUUUUGUUAUAAUUUGCUAUACAUAUAUAUGUAUAUGUGCAUGUACCUGCUUAUUUCUUAACUCUUUAACUCCUGAGAUCUCAUUUUUAAUUCUCUUUGCUGUCUGCUAAAUGAUUUUUAUCAUGUUUGUUGGGAGAAUUUGGUAUCAGAUCAAUUAGUAAUCACAAAAUGGAUAUUUUUCUUUAUUCUCAUCUCUUUUCUGUAUGAUAUUGUAUAGAUAUAGUAAGGAGAAAUUCUGUCUUGGUCACUCACAGGAGUUAAAGGUUUAAGGACUCUUCCAUUUCCAUUUACAUUUACAAUAGUCCUCAAAAACAAGGAUUCCAAAAUAAUUUGUACAAAUUUUUGUGAUAAACAGAAACCUGAUGACCAAAGAUCAAGCCACAGCAGAGUUAAUGCAGAUGAUGUUAUCGAACAAAUUUUUAGUGGGUAAGCUGCACACAUUAUUAAGAAUGCAUGUUGUACAUGCACUUUAAAACACUGGGAUGGUACAAUGCAGCUUUAAGCAAACUGUGUAUUCAGUGUCUGAUCUAGAGUUAUUCAAGCUCAAAAACAGGGUACAGUCUCUGAAUACUUUUGUUGCUUUUUAGUAUGUGAAAUUUUUAGAUGGAUUGCUAUUGCUAUGUACAGUGCUUUGAAGCAUUUUAUUUUUACAGCUUCAGUUGUGUUACUUAACUUUUUGCGUGAUUCUUUCAUCUUGUUCCAGGCACAAUUUUUCAGGUGAUGAAAAUCCAUCAGGUAACUCACUGUCAGUUACUAUAAUUGUUGAAAUAUUUAAAUUAUUCAUUAGUUUAAGGCAUCACUUGUGGAAUUUAUGCUCUCUUUUUUUUCCCAGUAUUCUGUUCAUUCCUCAUUCCUAUCAAUUCCUUUGAGAGAGUUUCAUGUUGUUGAUGUAAUUUUCUCUGCUUACAAACCAGGUGAUGAACUUCAAGGUAACCAGUUGUCAGUGCUUCUCACAAAAGAUGGCACAUUGAGUAUUCCUGGAGGAUACAGUAGGCAAGUGACUGCUUUUAACUCUACUAACUGUCAUUUCUUUGUACUUAUGGGGACAUGUCUUUUCUAGUAUAGGCAAUUCAUUAAAAAAAAAUAAUAUUAGAAUUCCUGGGCAGAGGACUUUGUUUGCCACUUAACCAAAUAGGCUCUCGGAAGCUACACUGCAGUUUAUUUGAAUGUCACCAUGUACAGAUGUGUAUAGUCAUGACUUUGGUUUAUUGUUUAUAGUUUCCCAAUUGUUGUUUGCAAUUUUCUUGAUUACAUGUACAUGUACAUGAAACACAGAAAUAACCUACUGAAAUAACAAAUAUACACUUAAAUUUCGUACAAACUUUCUUAAACUGGUAUGGUUUUCAGUACAUAACAAAUCUGCACUUAAAUGCUGUGUAAACUUUAUUAAAUAGGUAUGUGUUCAUUCUAUUGGUUUAAUUUUGUGAUAUUCUCUAUUGAUCGUACAGACCUAUUCCAGAGGACAAGUACCGGACAUUGUGAAAUAUUACACCUCCACAAGAAUAUUCCACAACUCAGGCAGCCCAAUCUGCUAUCAUUACUACUAUGUGUACAUGUUACUGUACAUGUAACUCCAUUUGUAGAGAACUUUCUUUAGAACAUAUUCAUAGAAGUACUGGUACUUUAUUCAUGUACAUAACAGAGAACUCUGUAAAGGAAUUUUAUACAAAUCUGUGUGUGCUACAUACUUCAUAGCGUAAUGUGUAAGAUAAACCACACUCAUUAAUUGCAUUUUAACCCUUUAACUCCCAAUAUUUCAUGACUAAUUCUCCUUACUGUCUGCCAUACAAUUUAUAUGAUGCUAGUUUGGAGAAUUUAGAAUUGGAUCAACCAGUAGUCCCCCAAUUGAUAUUUUUCUUUAUUCUCAUUACUUGUCUGCUUGAUAUCGUACUGAUAAUUUAAGGAGAAAUUCUGUCACUAGUGGGACUUAAAGGGUUAAUGAUUUUUUGCACUGCCCCUAUGGCAUGGUAUAGUAAGUCUUCAGUGACUUUCCAUGCAGUGGAUGUGUGUGUUGUGUGUUCCUUACUGCAAAGGUAGUUAUAAAUAGCAAAAAAUCUGCAGAAGGUCUCAUUGUAUCAUUUACAUGUCUUACAGAGUGGGUCGUCAGCUUUUUCUUAUAUUUAUUUUGUUUUUACAGCAGUUUUUUGCUGGUCUUGUUUGAGGGGCUUUUGACAUUCUCUUCUGUGUUAUCACAGUGCAAUGUUGAUGCCUUCAAUAGUUUGUUGGAACUUUCAAAUUUUUUAUUUCUCAAAUGAAUUACACACAAUGUGCAUUGAAUGAGUGAGGUGUGUUCUGUUGAUAUGCUAUGAAUAAUCCCUUAAGUGAUUCAAUCAUGAUGCCAUGUUUUUAAUUUUGUUGGUUAGUUCAUUACUUUAAGAAUCCACUUUGUAGCUUUUGUCUAAAACAGUGGCUGACAAAAGUACUCACUAAGGAAGAUUGACUCAGACAAAAACAUGAAGAACAGUGAAUUUUCAAGCAGGUUCCUUGAUAACAGUUUGCUACAGUGCCCUGGAGGCACUUGGUAGCUGGUCUUGUUUUUCAUGUUACCUUAGUUUUAAAUUUAAGCAAGGGUCGGAGGGAAAUAUUUUGAAAAGUAGAGUGAAAUGUAGUACGCAUGAAGGUCAGCACAAUUGUAAGUCCCCUUGGUUUAGAUUUAAGGAAAUCUCUCCUUACAAAAUUGUCCAUGACAGACAGUGACUUAGGUGAUUAAUUAAUGUUACCUUCCAUCACACAAAAUUCUACCCAUGAUCCAUUAUAUUUUAAAGGGGGUGGUUUUAGUUUGGAAUUUUUUUUAGUGAAAUCUUUUGAUACUAAUAUUAGGUAGAUUUUUUUCAGAUGUUUAUUUGACUAUUUGAAUUGUUCCAAUUUCAUGUGAAAUUUAUUUCUUAGUUAUGGGGGUGAAUGCUUCUUGCUAUUAACUCAUUCAAAUAAUUUGAUAUGACAGCCAUAAGCUCAAAGAGGGAGCACCAAACACCUAUGGAGAUAAAACAGCAAUUUUAACUUAAGAAAAUAUGAGGAAAUUAAGGCAGUGUUCAAUAGAGUAGCUGAUUGUGGGAUGAGUUAUAAUUUAUUUAUAAUUAGAUUUCCUAUUCAUGAGAAUAUAUCGGUAUUGGCUGUAUGUCCUGUCAAAGAAUUGAUCUUUUCCAUCAUAAGUGGUUUGAAAUUGUAAUUUCAACUGAAGUAUGACACAUGAUGUAGCUGCAAUUUUUUUAUUAUUAUGUUCCAUUUAGAGGUUGCUUUUUGUUUCUGCUUUGGGAAGGAGAGCUGUAUAUGGAAAUAUGUCUCUCGAUGGUUAUUGGUCUCGUAGGUUGGUUGAAUGGAGAUCAUAUUAGCCAUUUGUUUCUUUUGUUAAGUUUCGUAUGGAGCAUAUCAUUAUUGUUACUAACUUGAUUCUCCAGCGGUCCAGAGAGGGAGUUAGACAAGGCCGUUGACAGAACUCUCUGCCAGGGUGUCCAACUUAAGUGCCUCUGAUUACUUGGGGACAGACCAGGCUGCUUUAUUUUGUUUUUCGAAGGGAGAAGGGGGGGUCUUGUUCGCAAGACCUUGGACCGUCUAAGAAUCAGUUUAAAUUGUUUCACUUCUGAUGGAAAUUAAUAUUUAGCUUUAUGUAAUGAUACAUAUCGUGUGAUAAUAAUGCGAGUGUGAGAGGUUUAACUGGUCGUCGGGAGUGAGUGAGUAUCGCGCUUAAAAUUCUUAAGACACUUUGACAUCGUGAUUAAUUAUGCUUGCUUCGGAUGUGAGUUGGUAACUUGUUUGAAUAUGAAAAGAAAUUCUUUAUGGUGAAGUUUUUAGCGGGUUCUAAAGGCUGCGCUGAGAACUUUCUUUUGGGUUGUGUGUCACAUUUUGGAGAGCUGAAGGGCCGUCUUGGGUUAUAAUUUUUUUUCUUUUUUCGGUCAUAAGAGUGUUCAAGUAUUUAGAGCUUAACUGUAGUUUGAAAUGUAAAUAAUACAUUGAUAAUGACAGGAUUUUACGCAAUUAAAGUUAAAAAAAGGUGUGC
Molecule: messenger RNA, 10934 nt
Organism: Pocillopora meandrina
Lineage: Eukaryota; Metazoa; Cnidaria; Anthozoa; Scleractinia; Pocilloporidae
Source: the annotation of a GenBank genome assembly